Alternaria alternata is the source of this 1497-nucleotide messenger RNA. RefSeq lists its product as hypothetical. The transcript has 2 exons. Bases 1 to 1497 code for a protein of 498 amino acids. NCBI's taxonomy places the organism in Eukaryota, Fungi, Ascomycota, Dothideomycetes, Pleosporales, Pleosporaceae. The record is from RefSeq and is a predicted model, not a curated record.
AUGAAUCCAACCUAUGCCCAGUACGUCGAUGCACAGAUACCACACAAUUCCUGUCUCAAGAGACUGGCCGAGUUUCUUCAUGGCUUGGAUGGAAAUCAGAUCCAUCCAACGAAAAUUUCUAGCGUUGAUUUCUCAAAGAGCGGCUGUCAAAACCUGCAGUCGUGGACAUUCCAUGCAAAAGGUGGCUUCUAUUACACUGCACCAUCAAGAGGCUCAGCGACACUACAACCUUCAGAGGAAGAGAAGUUGCAUGACAUGUUCAGCGUACCAUAUAAUGUUCAAGGACGGAUUGUAAUAAUUGAGGACAUGGAUCGGCACAUUGCAUCCUUUCUGGGUGCGCGAUAUGAUAUAUCACCCUUCUUCUUCGCCAAUCAUCUGGACAACAGCUUUUCCGACUUUGAAGAACGACCUCCACUCGCCUCACUAACUAUUCCCUCGAUCCAUUGCAAGGGGGACAGUAUACAUCUCCACUAUCGACGAGUUAUUGAUCUUGGGACCACCACAUGUCAAUCAUUGCACCAAAUGUGCACGGAUAGUAAUGUAUCACGAUCGGUCAAGGUGACACCGCAGAUCUCGGCCCGCUCGCUGGGUUGGGCUCGUAGUUGUUGCUCAAUGAUGAAGAAGCGGAUAUCCAAAGACCAAUGGAUAUGCUUGGUUUUCAUCGAUCCCACGAAUGCAAAAAUCCGUCCUAAGAAAGGAUCGCAUACAGCCUACCUGGAGCAAAUUCCCAUACAUGGUGGACCGAAACUGGAGUUGGGCAUGACUGAGUUCUCCCAAUGGAAAGAGAAUAACUUUAAUCCGUCAGCAGCUGAUCAUGUGGUGAGACUAACAGCAAAUCGAGCCUCACAAAUUACCGACGAGCCAUCAUUGAGGGAUAUACUUGUACAGUGUUUUCGACAACCAUCUCCAGAUUUUGAUGAACAAGACCCAUCGCUUCUGAGCUUAGCAUACUAUCCCAUUCAAAUCGUCAUCUCGGAGUGGAACUUCUACACAAUGCUGCUCAGCCGCUAUGUAAAGCACUACGAGUACGCCAUCAUCUCAUCUGAGGCAAGCGUCCAACUAUCCAAUCUUGAGGAACUCCUCCCAUGGCGCAGGCGCUGUGUGCGAAGUCAACAAAGGCUACAUCUCCUCUACGUUUUCAUCGACUCUCAUCUUCAAAACUCUCGCAAUGAGGAACUCAAACGUAUCUGGAAACCCAUACUUCAGGAUAUCAACCAUUUUUCUUCGCAGAUCGGUGACUGGGCAUCAUUUCUGGGUUCGAUGGUCACACAACUUGAUACACAUCAAGCCCUAGUAGAAGCACGCAGCGUGAGGCGCUUUACAUAUGUAGUUCUGGCGUUCACAGCCUUGAGUCUGGUUACGAGUAUUUUCAGUAUGACGGAUGAAGUCCUUCCGUGGGGCAGCCGGUUUUGGAUCUAUAUCGUUAUCGCUGUACCUUUCACGUUUUUUGUUCUGCUAGGAUAUUUUACUCUAUCCAAAAAUUUAGGUCGAGCGUAG